Molecule: messenger RNA, 1642 nt
Organism: Heteronotia binoei (common prickly gecko)
Lineage: Eukaryota; Metazoa; Chordata; Lepidosauria; Squamata; Gekkonidae
Product: acyl-CoA (8-3)-desaturase-like
Exons: 12
Coding region: 1-1371 (456 amino acids)
Biological process (GO): lipid metabolic process
Cellular component (GO): membrane
Molecular function (GO): oxidoreductase activity, acting on paired donors, with oxidation of a pair of donors resulting in the reduction of molecular oxygen to two molecules of water
Source: RefSeq, a predicted model, not a curated record
AUGGCUCCUCCGCAGCUGAGUAGCGAGACGAGCGUAAAGCAGAAGGAGGAGGCUGCGGGCGGCGGGAACUACACCCGCCGCUUCUUCACUUGGGAAGAGGUCGCGCUGCGCACGGGUCGGAUCCCGCCUUACGAGGAGCACUGGCUGGUGAUCGAUAGGAAGGUCUACGAUGUCAGCGGCUUCUACAAGCGGCACCCGGGAGGCGCCCGGGUGAUGAGGCAUUACGCCGGGCAGGACGCCACGGAUGCAUUCAUGGCAUUCCACCUUGAUAAAAAUCAAGUGAACAAGUACUUGAAGCCAUUGCUGAUUGGGGAGCUGGCACCAGAUCAACCUGACUCUGAACCCAACAAAAAUCAACUGACCAUAGAGGACUUCCGGAAGCUGCGAUCCACUGUUGAGGAGAUGGGACUUCUGAAGCCCAACAAUGUCUUCUUCUUUCUGGUUUUCCUUCAUAUUGUGCUACUGGAUGCUGGUGCCUGGUUGACCAUCUGGUACUUUGGAUCAUCUUUAGUACCAUUCUUCAUAGGUGUUGCAUUAUAUACUACUGCUCAGUGCCAAAUGAACUGGUUCCAACAUGAUUUAGGACACCUUUCUGUCUUUAGCAAAUCAAAAUGGAAUCACAUGCUACAUGAAGUUAUAAUGUGCUUAAUGAAAGGAUUAUCAGCAAAGUGGUGGAAUAAUCUGCAUUUCCAGCACCAUGCCAAGCCAAACUGCUUUCGUAAGGACCCUGAUCUCAACAUGCACCCCUUUCUUUUUGUUUUGGGAAACAAGCUGGCUGCAGAGCUUGGGAUGCAGAAAAAGAAGUUCAUGCCUUACAACCAUCAACACAAGUACUUUUUCAUUUCAGGUCCAGGUUUGCUGCUGCCUUUCUUUCAGUUCUCUGUAUUCUACUUCACAAUCAAGAAAAAAGAGUGGCUGGAAUUAACCUUACUGACAUCCUACUACAUCCGGAUUUCUCUCAUGUAUAUACCCAUUAUGGGAUUUAAGUGUUUUAUAAUGUACUACUUGCUGAUCAGGCUUUUUGAGAUCUGCUGUUUUACCUGGGUGUCACAAAUGAAUCACAUCCCAAUGCACAUUGACUAUGAUCAAAAUACAGACUGGGUGUCUGCACAACUCCAAGCAACCUGCAAUGUGGAUCAAUCCUUUUUCAAUGACUGGUUUACCGGCCAUCUGAACUUCCAGAUUGAACACCACCUUUUCCCCACAAUGCCUCGACACAAUUUUUGGAAAGUGGCUCCUCUGGUGAAAUCCCUCUGUGCCAAGCAUGGCAUUGCCUACCAAUGUAAAUCACUGCUGACUGCCUUUGGAGACAUUGUGCGCUCUCUGAAGGAUUCUGGGCAAACCUGGCAUGAUGCAUAUAUGCAUGGAUAAGAAGGAGAAAUUCUUGAAGAAUUGUUCCAUCAUUAGCCAUGAAAAUACAUCACAAUGGGGCAGUUGACAUGCUAAAGACGAAUUGGGGUCUGGUGGGUGAGUUGGACAGAUAUUAAUGAAACUGGGACAUUCUGAAAAAAAAUUUUUUUUCCUUUUGUGCUAGUUCUAUUGUUGCAUUCAUAAGAUAGGGUCAGCCUAAAUGCAAGAGAGGCAUGAGAAGGGAGGCACUUCUGCAAUGUUUCAUUUAUGAGGGCAUCUCACUUUGUUUGCA